AUGGACGCUCGUUGGACCGAUACCAAUGAUAUUCGUGCAGCCCUGCCAGCUAUCGCAGACUCAAGCAGCCGCCCAGUGUCUCGUACAGCAUUGAUCGCGUACGUAAGGGGAACUACCGAGCUCGAACCUGCUGUCGAUGCUUUCACUCUCAUGCCACACAGAGAAUCCAGCGAGGAGAAGCAGAUUGAUGAAGCCACUGGCGGUGUGGAGGUCGCGGCUGUGACCUCAAGAUUGGAGGGUCGGGAUAUUCAAGGGGAAGAGUACCCGACUACUCAGGCAAGGCCUGGUGAAGGGCCAGAGUCUCGUUACAUGAAGCCGCAGGCUGGCGAUCGAUCGCGCUUCAGGCCGUGGGGAUACAUCUGA
Messenger RNA from Letharia columbiana, 363 nucleotides. RefSeq lists its product as uncharacterized. The transcript has a single exon. NCBI's taxonomy places the organism in Eukaryota, Fungi, Ascomycota, Lecanoromycetes, Lecanorales, Parmeliaceae. The record is from RefSeq and is a predicted model, not a curated record. Bases 1 to 363 code for a protein of 120 amino acids.